Molecule: messenger RNA, 1362 nt
Organism: Daldinia caldariorum
Lineage: Eukaryota; Fungi; Ascomycota; Sordariomycetes; Xylariales; Hypoxylaceae
Product: phosphatidate cytidylyltransferase
Exons: 2
Coding region: 1-1362 (453 amino acids)
Cellular component (GO): endoplasmic reticulum membrane
Molecular function (GO): phosphatidate cytidylyltransferase activity
Source: RefSeq, a predicted model, not a curated record
AUGACGAAACCCCGUCGUGGUGUUCGCUUCCCCAGCCGAGGUGUCAAUGGCCACGUCUCCUCCGACGGCAGAAGGUCAAGCUUCAGCGAAAUAAGCGAGGAUGGAUCAGGUUCGCCUGUCAAAACUAAAAGCUCGCCGCAUCUAGAUGAUAUCAACGAAAAAGCGCCUGGGCAGUCUGACUACGAAAAGAAAAAGGCCAAUUUCCUCACGCGAACCUUCUGGACAUUCGUCAUGAUAGGGGGCUUCUUCGCAGCUCUCUUCUCGGGCCAUAUCUAUAUUAUCGCCUGCAUUACUGCUGUACAGAUCGUCUCUUUCAAGGAAGUGAUUGCGAUUGCUAGUGUCCCCAGUCGAGCUCGACAGCUACGUCCUACCAAGAGUUUGAAUUGGUAUUGGCUUGCUACUACCAUGUAUUUCCUCUACGGAGAAACUGUCAUCUACUACUUCAAGCAUAUCGUAUUAGUCGACAGGGUUUUGCUCCCCCUAGCUACGCAUCAUCGCUUCAUCAGCUUCGUCUUAUAUGUCAUCGGUUUCGUCUUCUUCGUCGCCAACCUCAAGGCUGGCCAUCUGAAGUUUCAGUUUACUAAUUUUGCUUGGACGCACAUGGCGCUAUACUUGAUCGUCGUGCAGGCCCAUUUCGUCAUGAAUAACGUCUUCGAGGGCAUGAUCUGGUUCUUCUUACCCGCGGCUCUCGUCAUCACUAACGAUAUAUUUGCCUACAUCUGCGGUAUCACUUUUGGUCGGACGCAGCUGAUAAAGCUUUCUCCUAAGAAAACGGUGGAGGGCUUUAUUGGCGCCUGGAUCAUGACCAUCGUCUGGGCUGUUUUCUUGACGAAUAUACUGAUGCGCUCCAAGUACUUUAUCUGCCCCGUCAACGACCUCGGAGCCACUGUCUUCACCGGUCUCGAGUGUGAUCCGAACCCUGUGUUUCUUCCGCACACGUACACGUUGCCCAAUCUAUACUUCCUUCCGGAAGGAACUAACUUUUCUUUCACUACCGAGCCCAUGCAAUUCCAUGCUAUCCUCUUGGCGACUUUUGCGUCCUUGAUCGCACCUUUUGGCGGAUUUUUUGCUUCGGGACUCAAGCGUACUUUCAAGAUCAAGGACUUUGGCGACUCUAUCCCCGGUCACGGUGGCAUGACCGACAGGAUGGACUGUCAGUUUAUUAUGGGGUUUUUCGCUUUCAUCUACUACCAAACUUUUAUCGCACAGCACAAAGUCAACGUUGGAAACGUCAUGGAGUUGGCCAUUACUGGAUUGGGGCCGGAGGAGCAGAUAGAAUUGAUUAAGGGGGUGAGCAGAUAUCUUGUAAACCAAGGAGUUUGGGGUCCUGAAGUGAGUAUUUGCCUAUCCCCAACCUCUUGA